Erigeron canadensis is the source of this 982-nucleotide messenger RNA. RefSeq names its product salicylic acid-binding protein 2-like. The coding region runs from base 41 to 835 and encodes 264 amino acids. Gene Ontology annotation, biological process: salicylic acid metabolic process; jasmonic acid metabolic process. Gene Ontology annotation, molecular function: methyl salicylate esterase activity; methyl jasmonate esterase activity; methyl indole-3-acetate esterase activity. NCBI's taxonomy places the organism in Eukaryota, Viridiplantae, Streptophyta, Magnoliopsida, Asterales, Asteraceae. The transcript is spliced from 3 exons. The record is from RefSeq and is a predicted model, not a curated record.
AAAGAAGUUGCCACACCAAAAAAUAAAAAAGCUACCAUAUAUGGGAGACACAAGUGAUGAACAAAAGCAUUUUGUGCUAGUACAUGGUGCAUGCCAUGGAGCCUGGUCAUGGUUCAAGCUUAAACCCCUUCUCGAGGCCGCUGGCCACCGCGUAUCAGCCCUUGAUCUCUCCGCUUCUGGCACCGAUACAAAAAUAAUUCAGCAAGUCACCUCAAUUUCUAACUAUAGUAUGCCAUUGUUGGAACUCAUGGCCACCAUUCCUCCAGAAGAAAAAGUAGUGCUUGUUGGCCAUAGCCUCGGCGGUAUCAGCUUAGCUCUAGCCAUGGAAAAGUUCCCCGAAAAGGUAUCUGUCGCGGUUUUCCUCUCUGCCUUCAUGCCUGAUUACAUACAUAGGCCUUCUUAUGUUCUAGACCAGUAUAAUGAAAGGACCCCGGCAGAAGCUUGGCUGGACACAGAGUUCUUGCCUUAUGACACCCAAAAGGAGUCCGAAAACUCAAUGUUUUUCGGCCCCAAAUUUAUGUCGUUGAAGCUCUAUAGCCUUUGCUCAAAUGAGGAUCGUGAAUUAGGAAACAUAUUGAAGAGGCCGAGUUCGUUAUUUCUAAAAGAUCUAACGACGUCAAAACCAUUUACGAAAGAAGGAUAUGGUUCCGUGAAACGAGUAUUUGUCAUUUGCGACGAAGACAAAGGCAUUCCAAAAGGAAUUCAACAAUGGAUGAUUGAUAACAGUCCUGUUGAUGAAGUCAAAGAAUUGAAUGGUGUAGACCAUAUGCCAAUGUUAUGUGAUCCAAAGCAACUUUGUGUUUGCCUCGUUGACAUAGCACUUCGAUAUGGUUAACUAGUCGUCGUAUUGGUUAUCUAUUUAUAAUUUGCUUUCGAAAAUAAAAUAUCCAUAUCGGAUUUGUUUUUCUUUUCAACCGGCAUAUUUACUCUACUUCUAAACUAUUAUGUAUUAGGGACUAGCGAGAGCUAGUUUUACUUGUAA